AUGAAGAUAAUUAUGUGACCACGCUGACAACCUUGUUUGUUUACUGCUCAGAUGAAGGACUCUCAUGUGGCGCUGUCCAGCAGCCCGACUAAGAAGCUGACGACAACCUUCUGUAACCCGAGCGUGUUCCGAUGCAUCGACUACUUCGUACUGCUGCCAAAGUCACCAAAGGUGACGCUCGCCCGACGAUCGUCGUUUGCCGCGUCGCUAUGGCAACGCCUCAAGCGUCACGCGGCCGACGUCGUCGCCGACGGCAGCGAUAGCCGACGCCUCGACGCCGCCGUGUAUCGCGCCGAGCUGCUCUAUCCGGACUACGUCGGCCGGCUCGUGCAGAAGACACCUAGCGGCGGCGGCGUGAAACGCUGGUGCGUGCUCAGCGACAUUCUCUUCUGUGUCUUCGUCUCCGAGCGCGCCGAACGCGCCACUGACGUCAUACUGUUGCCAGGCAACACCGUCAAGUCCCUCAUCUUCCGCACGGCGAGUCUGUACACGGCAAAGAGCAAGCGCGGAGGAGGAAACGGAGGAGGAGGAGGCGGCGGAUGGGGAACAAGUAAAACGCUCGACGAUUUGGACAUGUUCCAGUUUAUGAUCGAGAACGAGGCUACGGGCGAGAAGUUCAAAUUCAGCACGGCCAAUCAGCUCGAGCUUGACAAGUGGGUGUCGCUCCUGAAGAUAGCCUCUUGUCUCGACCCAACCAUCGUGCCGCCAGAUGACGCCACCAGCGGCGACGUCAAUGGCGACCCGAUGGACCCCUACCAACGCGCCACGGUGCCAGUGCCAUCAGACUAUUACGGUGACCUGAGCGAUCAGGCACUCUACGGUGAUUGCUCCACGCUCGCCUCCCUGCUCCCGUCGACGCCCGCCAGGGGGCAGCAGCAACAGCAGAGGGAUGAAUACUCGGCGGACGAUAGCGUUGGUGACGAGAUUCGAACCCCGCUCGGCGACCGAGACGCUGUUCGGGACUCGAACCGGGCGCUGGCGGAGAGCGGCGGAGCGCCGGCGCGGCACGGCAAGAAAUCGAUUACGUUCAGUGACGUUAUCGCCGGCGGCGCGCGCACGACCGACGCGUCCCGGCAUGCAGCGCGCGCCGGCGGCGGCGGCAGCAGCGGCAGCGGUGCAGCAGCAGCUGUAGCGGCAACACCAGCAACGUAG
This is a messenger RNA of Priapulus caudatus, 1152 nucleotides long. RefSeq lists its product as uncharacterized. The record is from RefSeq and is a predicted model, not a curated record. Lineage: Eukaryota; Metazoa; Priapulida; Priapulimorpha; Priapulimorphida; Priapulidae. The transcript is spliced from 3 exons. The coding region runs from base 52 to 1152 and encodes 366 amino acids.